Eimeria mitis is the source of this 468-nucleotide messenger RNA. RefSeq lists its product as uncharacterized. The coding region runs from base 1 to 468 and encodes 155 amino acids. The transcript has 3 exons. The record is from RefSeq and is a predicted model, not a curated record. Lineage: Eukaryota; Apicomplexa; Conoidasida; Eucoccidiorida; Eimeriidae.
AUGGUCCAACAGAGAAAAAGACAAAAAAAAAGCAAAGACAGCAGUUUAGGUCACCAGCAGAACCAGCAACAAAAACAACAGCAGCAGCAUCAGCAGCAGCAGCAGCAUCACCAUCACCACCACCACCAGCAGCAGCAUCACCAGCAGCAGCAGCAACAGCAGCAGCAGCAACAGCAGCAGCAGCAGCAUCAGCAACAGCAGCAGCAACAGCAGCAGCAGAACCAGCAACACCACCACAACCACCAGCAGCACCAUCACAACCACCAGCAGCAGCAGCAACAGCAGCACCAUCACCACCACCACCAGCAGCAGCAGCAACAGCAGCAACAGCAGCAGCAGCAGCAGCAGCAGCAGCAGCAGCAGCAACAACAAACCUGUGACGAUAUUUCCUACGGCUCGAAGUGCUGGCGUCUGCACCAACGUAGAGUGGUAGCUCAGCAAAUCCACCAAACGUGCACAUACACCUGA